Gadus chalcogrammus (walleye pollock) is the source of this 1409-nucleotide messenger RNA. RefSeq names its product glycogen synthase kinase binding protein (gene gbp). The record is from RefSeq and is a predicted model, not a curated record. Lineage: Eukaryota; Metazoa; Chordata; Actinopteri; Gadiformes; Gadidae. The transcript has a single exon. Gene Ontology annotation, cellular component: cytoplasm. Bases 118 to 630 code for a protein of 170 amino acids.
AAGACUGGGCUCGGAGGCUCACUGCCGAACAGCGUGGUGAGAGUAGGGAGCGGCCCGCAACUCUCAGACCUGACACCCGCAGACCCCCGCGAGCAGCCCCCAGAAAAGCCGGAAAGAAUGCCUUGUCGGAAGGAGAACUACAUCUUCCUGGAGCAGUCCGUCACCGUGGACUCCAAGGAGGUGGACGCGCUGGUCACCAAGAUCGGGGAGGCGCUGCAGCUCCACAACAACAGUACGGGGGGCCAGAAGACCAUGGCGUGCCUCCACCACGGGGUGUCAGUGGACACCAACGCCGGCCUCAAACAUGCCGGCGGUAGCGUCACCAACGUCGGCUUCGCAAUGCAGCAGAAGCGGGGCGGCCAGGGCUGCUGUAUGCGGCUGAGGAACCGGUCGCACCGCAGCAGUCGGGCCAGUCCCUACGGCGUUCCCGUGUCCGGGGACCAGGAAUGGAACCACAUCAAGCCGUGGAACAAGAAGCGGUUGACGGCGGCGGAGGACGACGACCCGCACCGGCUCCUCCAGGAACUCAUACUGUCGGGGAACCUCAUCAAGGAGGCCGUGCGGAGGCUGCAGUUCCCCGCUGCGGAGUGUGGGGAUUUCUCGGCAGGAUCAGACUCUGUGUCGUGCUGACGAGGAGGUCUAUUCCACCCCCACCCCAUUCAACCGCGACACACAAUCGUUUUUCACACAUUUUGUGUACAAAAACCCAAGACUUUAUUUCUUAUUUAGGAUAUGGAUUCAAUAUCACGGGUUUAGUGGCUCGUCUCCCCCCUUUGUUGUGAGUUUCCUACUCGGUGCUCUGUGAGCCUGUGAUUGGCCGCAGCCGGCGGUGUGCUGGCCUGUUGUGUUUAUGUUUGAAUCCUCCCGGUGGGGGGGCUGUCUCCCCCCUGCGGUGACUCACUCUCGGCUUCCAUAGCCUCCGAGCGACCAGCUCGACUUUUUAUUCCUGGUUUCGAGCCGUUCCUACAAGCUGCCACUGUGACCAUGUUUACAUUCUGCGAUGCUGGGGAUUCAGAAGCGACGAUCGGGAGGAGGAGACAUUUUUCAGACUUUACGCCCGGCUUUGAGCACGUUUCUGGGGGUGGAUGCGCUGGACCGAGUGACCCGGCCCGGAUGUGAUGUCUCACAGCCCGGCCCUAAACCUGGGCCCGGUUGUGAUGGGUUCCAUCCCGGCGGUAGUUGGUCUCCAACAUGUUGUUUGAAGAGGUCCUCACACGGCAUAUGGCUCACUGGUGCUUCACGUUUUUUGAAUUCCAGUGAGGAGUUCAACGUUUAACGUCGUCUUUGUUUUCCUGUGUCCAGAAAUUCAAAAAUGAUCACUUCGUAACGAAGUAUUUUAUAAUGUUCCUGAAUAUUCAGGCCUUUUUUUUGGGUGUCUAAAUAAAACACUUGUUUUUUUUCCAACCGCA